AUGACGGCAUACUUCAGCCUAGCAGUCGUUGAAGUCGUCCUGCACAUCAUGUCGGCCACGUUUGUAGGAGUCACCUGGAGCAGGUAUCCAAACGAGCCUAUCAAGGAGUACAUGAGCUCGGUUACCGUGUACAUGCAGGUGGCUGCUGGCAUUUUGGUCCUUUGCGUCCUCCUGGUGGCACCUAUCUGGCGUCGCUCAAAAGACCCGCAGUGGCUACCCAGCUAUUUCUUGGAUUUUGCCCUGCUCUUCUUGUUCUUUGGGGCUGUCUAUGCUGCACCCUGGGCGUACUGGGGGAUGUUUCUUCAGCUUCCUGGGCCCUUAUGGUGCCCGCCAAAGAUUGUCGGUCAAGGGGUUGUAUGGGUCAUUUUCUCGACAUUGAGCAAUGGUCUUAGCAUCUAG
Fusarium falciforme is the source of this 399-nucleotide messenger RNA. RefSeq lists its product as hypothetical. The transcript is spliced from 3 exons. Lineage: Eukaryota; Fungi; Ascomycota; Sordariomycetes; Hypocreales; Nectriaceae. The coding region runs from base 1 to 399 and encodes 132 amino acids. The record is from RefSeq and is a predicted model, not a curated record.